Messenger RNA from Malassezia restricta, 1170 nucleotides. RefSeq lists its product as uncharacterized. NCBI's taxonomy places the organism in Eukaryota, Fungi, Basidiomycota, Malasseziomycetes, Malasseziales, Malasseziaceae. The record is from RefSeq and is a predicted model, not a curated record. The transcript has a single exon. The coding region runs from base 1 to 1170 and encodes 389 amino acids.
AUGAACACGGAGCACGAGCUUGUGUUUGCGCUGAGCUAUCCGGUGCAGGUGUCGGUCGCGGGCAUGACGACGGCGUUCAUGGUGCUGCUAGCGCUGCACCAGUGCUUUACGGCCGCGUACCACUUCCCGCUCGACCCGCUCAACUUUGUGCUGCAGCUCGUGUCGUCGAUCGUGUAUGUCGUGUACCAUGGGGCGACGCUGGGCGUGCAGCUGCGGGAGCUCGAUGAGUUCUCGCACCGCUGGCCGCACAUGUUCCCGUACAUGGCGUACCGCCUGCCGCGCUAUGGCCACUGGACGACUGUGCAGAUGGUCUUUUUUAUUCUCGCGGAGGCGCUGGCCUCGCUGCUGGCGCAUGCUGCUCACAUCCAGUUCCUGAUGCUGCUGUUCCCGUCGAAGCUGGAGCGCCGCCUCAUCUUUUGGCUGCUUGGCCCGUUUGUGCUGAUUGAGACGGGCCUGUUCUUUGUUGAUCUCGUGCCGCCUGACCACGUCAAGGUGCUCGAUCUGUCGGACGCGAUGAUGAACAUCUGCGACAGUUCGCUCGCGCUGCUGUACAUGUCGGGCCUGCUCGUGUGGGGCGGCCUCGUGAACUGGCGCCGCGCGUGGCGUGCGGACGGCUCGACGGCCGCGUUCGGCGUCGCGGCGCUGCUUGUCGCGCUCUGCAAGACGGUCGUGAGCUUUGUGCACAUCGGCUACGACCGCGUCUACUGGCUGCGGCUCAUGACCGCGACGUUUAAAAACUGGCAGAACUGGCUCGGGUUCUGGUGGUGGGUGUCUGCGGGCAUGGGCAUUGGCGAGUACGAGGACCGCCUGCGUGCGACGGAGAAGCGCCGCCGGACAAAGCAGCGGCGCGCCUCGCUCGCCGACAGCGGCGGCGAGGACGUCGAGAUGCGCUCGAUGCACAGCGCGACGCAGCCGCCCGAGCACGCCUCGCACUCAAACUCGGCGCCGUGGACCGUGCGGCUGCUCGAGCGCCUCGUGUCGCGCGCGCCGCGUCUGAUCCGCCGGCGCUUCGAGUACCUGCGCCGCUCGCACAACCGCGCCGUGAGCGACCAGGCGAUGAAGCAGGCCGCGCUGUACGCGCGCGUCGUCGUGCCACGCAGCCUGAGCUUCCUGACGCGCUCGAACGUCAUGCACCGCAUGCUGCUCAAGGACCGCACCGUGUACGAGUAG